This is a messenger RNA of Rhodotorula graminis WP1, 1842 nucleotides long. RefSeq lists its product as uncharacterized. The record is from RefSeq and is a predicted model, not a curated record. The transcript is spliced from 2 exons. Lineage: Eukaryota; Fungi; Basidiomycota; Microbotryomycetes; Sporidiobolales; Sporidiobolaceae. Bases 1 to 1842 code for a protein of 613 amino acids.
AUGUCGGCGUCGGCGGCACCGGGCGCCAUCCCGUCCGUCCUCGCCCAUCCUCCAACCUUCGCUCCCGCGCCCUCGCCCGCACCCACCGCCCCUCUGGGGCAAGUGCGCUGCUCGCAGUGCAAGAAGGACAAGCCGCUCGACGAGUACCCGCUGCGGCUCAUCAACCUCAAGCCGUACCAGGUCUGCAACGCCCACGCGUGGUACUGGACCGCCGCCAAGCAGCACUCGCAGUGGGCACCAGCACGGUACACGGCGUUCCACCACGUGUGCGACGAGGUCCUCAUGGGCGGGCCGAGCGCGCAGGGCAAGUGGCUCGUCGAGGGCGCGUUCGAGGAUCGCUCGAGGUUCGUCGAGCAGGUCGCCGCAGCGGGCAACUGGACGGCCCAAGAACUCAUGACCCGCCCGACAAAGGCCAAGGGCGACGCCAUUCCUUCGCCGACCUGGGUCUACUCGCUCUCGCCGGCGAGCACUUCGACUGCGCCUGCGCCAGAGCUCCUCAAGCUCCAGCUGUGGCACCACGCGGCGGCGAGUGCCUUCACGAUCACGCUCAAGUCGGACGAUGCGGCGCAAGAGCCGGGACCCUGGGCCAAGAAGGGUCGCGUCCGGCGUUCGGUGGCCCAGCAGGCGCCGAGCGUCCCGCGAGCGGCGCUCACGCUCCCGCAGCCACCAUCGUCGUCCGCUUCGACGACGGCCUCGCCCGGUGCAGCUCUCGGCUCGACCGCCGCCACGCCGCCCGAGGACCGCAACCGCCAGCUCGCCACGUUCGCGGCUUUGGCCGACGCCGCCGGCGCCGCCGCCCGCGACCGCGACCGCGAGCAGAUGCCGCCGCCGCCCGUCCCGUCUGCGCGACCGGCCAAGAGGGCGCGGCGUGUCGAGCCGCAGCUCGUCUCGCCGACACCGACCUCGCUCGGCUCGAGCGGGCUCAUCACGCCGUUCUCGGCGGCGCACGCCGAGUGGUCGCACUUCCUGUCGUUCCCGACUCUCGUCCAGCAGCCCCAGAACGCGAGUGCGCCGCCAGCCCAGCAGCCGCAGCAAGCUCAGCAGCGCGACUUUCCCCUCGACCCUCUCCUCCUCUCGUCCCUCGUCCAGCCCUCGCCCUCGUCAACCUCCAUCCGCCACGCUCCCGCCGCACCCUCGCCGGCGCACAACUCUCGCCCUUUGUCGCUUGCCGAGCUCCUUUCCUCGGCCAUCUUCGAGCCCCCCAUCAUCGACCUCCCGCCUCGACCGCCACCGACGCACCAUGUGCGCGCGCACUCGCAUGCCCCGGCCCCACGUUCGGGCCGCGAGUUCGACGCCGCAGUCGCCGACGCGCUCGGAGCGACGCCCGACGCGCUCGACGGCGACGAAUCGGGCGAGGGCGACUCGGACGACGAGGGUCGGGGCUACUACGAGGACUCGAUCCCGGACGAGUCGUCGGCCGACGACGACGAGGAGGAGGAGGAGGGAGCCGAGGGAGCGGGCGACGGCGCAGACGGCGCGAGCGUGUCGAGCUUCUUCGAGUCGUCGGCCGAGGAGACCGACUACGGCUCGGACGACGAGAAUGCGCUCAGCGACGACGAGGGCGAGGACAACUGGCUCGAGGGCUUUGCGGCGCAGCAGAUGGGGCUCGGGCCGCGUCGAGGCGCCGAGCGUGGGCGGCAGGGCGCGUCCGAGGAGGACGAAGGCGACGACGAGCUGAGCGAGGGCGAGGGGCGCGUCGCGCAGCCUGCGCGGCCGACUCGUGCGUCGACGGCGGCGAGGAGGCGCGGUACACAGCAGGGUACGACGGCUGCCGGUGCGGCGGUGGACGAGGACGAGGUGGACGAGCUGGACAGUCCGUCGUCCGGCGGCGACGAGCGGUAG